Molecule: messenger RNA, 2857 nt
Organism: Hemibagrus wyckioides
Lineage: Eukaryota; Metazoa; Chordata; Actinopteri; Siluriformes; Bagridae
Exons: 7
Coding region: 1132-2070 (312 amino acids)
Source: RefSeq, a predicted model, not a curated record
AUACCCCAAGAAGGAGAAGAAGAGGAAGCAUUUCCUGCCAGUGUAUUAUUUUCGCGGGGUACAGUCAUCAUUCUGUUCAUGUAUUCGUUUUCCUUCCAUCCUUCCUGCUGUGGGCUCAGGCCAGGAUUUUACGGGUUUGACAAUAAACUCAAUGGACACAAUAGACUUAAUAAAAGGUGCCACAAACCAGAUUUAAAGAAAUCCGGAUGUAGUUUCAAAUCUUGAAUGAGGAAGCGGAGGAUAGAGCAGGAGAAUGAAGAAACUCCCGGAAAGAAUCGGAGGAAGAAACGCCACCUUGACUCAGUGCCCACCCACCUGUAAUAAGGCUCUGAGUGACACCUGAGAGUGAGAGAGUAGAUAAUAAAAAUCCUUGUAGUGUAGAAAAGGAGAGACAAACAGUGGCAAGUAAAAAUCGAAUGUAAAUUUCUCAUUGGGAUGAAUAAAGUAUCCAUCCAGCCAUAUCAGCUCAUGUGCUGAGGAGGUGGUGAGUCUUGGCUGUAUAAAGUGUCUUUGGGAUAUAUAAUCUGUCUGAAUUUAGCACAGGGGUAUUUAACUAAAACAAAGUUUCAGGUUCGAAAAAGGCAUGUUUAUUAAACAUGUUCAAUCAUUCUGUGAUCAGCAGCUGUAAACAUCACUGUUUGUUGUGCUUAGUUUGUAUUGAAUAGGAACAUUUGACUAGCAUCACACAACAAGGAUUUCUGUUUUUUUAUGUUAAAAUAAUACCUAUUUGUAGUGUUUAACAAAGAUAUAUCUAGUUCUGUUUUGUGGAAAUGUAAACAAAACAGUCAUUUAAACCACCCUGAUUAUUUUUAUUAAAUUAAAAAAGGAAAGAUUUUCUGCAGUGGAGAAGCAGCAGUCUUUAUUAUUGUCACAUAUACCUUACAGCUUUGUGAAAUUCUUCGUAUAUCAUAACUGUGGAGGUCAGGGUCAGAGUCAGCCAUGAGGGGUUAAGGGCAUUGCUCAGGGGCCCAACACUGGCAACUUGGCGGUGCUGGGGCUUUAACCUCAAUCUUCCGAUCAACAAUCCAAAACCUUAACCACUUGAGCUGCCACUUCCCCAGUGGUUAUUUAUAAUUGUGUGUUCUUUCCAAACAAAUACAGAGAACUAAUAUCAGAUAAGGCUAACUACCUAUGGAUCAAAUAAGGGUGUUUUUCUCAGCUGCUCAUUUCCCUGCACCUCUAACUGCAGCCAUGAUUUCUCAGGUCUUUUUCAGGAUGUCAGGAUUAAACAAUGCACUCAGCCCUCGGCCCACCUCCAGGAUCCAGUCAACGGAGUCCAUGCAGACGUCCAGUUAUGAGCCUGAGAGUGAGGAGUCGGAGUUUGAGGACAUGAGCCCAAAUCAGGAGAGACCGCCACAAGCUUCUGUGUGCCGCGACCAAGAAAAAGACCAUUUAUAUCCAAUUACACCCAUCACAGAAUCAGAUAUUCUUGGUGCCUCCAGGAACAUGCCGAUUUCACCAGUUCUAUCAUACUACUCCAUGAAAAGUGACCAGUCGAUGAAGGAACCGCUUAAGUUCAACCAAGGGUCUGAUGCGAUGAACAGGAAAAUUGAUCCAGUCUCUCCAGCUCCCACACUGGGAUCUGUUCAGUCCGUGCAGUCGAUGGAUCCGCCUCAUAGAUUCAGUGGCAGGGAGUCAUGCACCAGUCUGAUGAUGAGGGAACACUUGAGGUGUUCAAGGUGUAAAUAUAUGCUAAAGGAGCCGGUGACCAUCCCCUGUGGACACAGCUUCUGCAAAAUCUGCAUCGAAUCCUUCUGGAGCAAAAUACCCCCUUCAGAAAACUUCCCCUGUCCUCAGUGUAGGAAGAGAUUUAAAUCUCGUCCUGCACUGAACCUGAACUUCACUCUGGCUAACGUGGUGCUGACGCAGCAGCAUGCUCUUCCUGCUCUUCCUCAGAGCGACGCUGGACCUGGAGAUGUAGCCUGUGAUUCCUGCUCUGGGAGAAAGAUCAAGGCGGUGAAGUCGUGCCUGACCUGCUGCAUGUCUUUCUGUGAAACCCACGUCAGGCAGCACUACACCGAGGAAGCACUGCAAAGGCAUAUCCUUACGGAUCCCAGAACAAAUAGCUGAAGCAGGAGGAGGACAAAACGAAUCCUCCAGCUGAGGCUUUGUCUCUGAACCUGAACGCUCCUCAAACCCUGUCACUCUGAACUCCUGAAGACUUCUUCUGUCCUUUCUGUUUUUUCUACAUGCACCUACUUCAGAAAUACCUAUUUUUCUAUCCCAUUAUUAUUCUAUCCACGAUGCUGCAGAAGAGGUGAGGCUCAGACGAUUGCAGAGGACAUGAACACAUGCAGUACCUGAGGUUCGGGUCACAAAGCGAGGCAGAUGAGCUCCGGAUCUCGUUAUGAUCAUGAUGUAGAAAUUUUGAGCUCAGGUUACUGUCUAUUGCACUUUUUAAUAGGAAACAGUUACAAUUACAGUGGCCGAGAAAACACAACAACAUUUCAGACAAAACAGAGGUAUAGUUAGGUGUGAAAGGUAGGUAUAGUGUCUGAAUGGAAUUCUUCCCUCUGAUUGGACGAGACAUCUGUCACUGAGGAUGGAUAGAUGGAUAGAUGGAUGGAUGGAUAGAUAGAUGGAUGGAUGGAUGAGAUUGUUGCACUAUCCCAAAAAAACAGUUUAAAGUGAAGGCUGAACUCCACACUUUACAAGAAAUGAAUUUAGAUCCAGGUCUCGUCCAAUCAGCAGUAAGAAUCCCAUUCGCAAUCUAUUCCUAUCUUUUCAGGUUUGUCUGAACUGGGUUUUCUGAUGUUAUUUGUUAUUUUGUUUGCACUUCUCAGGCUGCAGACACUAAAUGUUCAGUGUUAGCAUGAGUUUAACGUUUAAACUAUAACAUUUAUAUUUGAGAUUAUAG